AUGGUUUUAGCUGACUUGGGGAAACGUAUUAACAGUGCAGUUAAUUCUGCUUUGUCAAAUACUCAAGAUGAUUAUGCCACUGCUGUCGAUAUCCUGUUGAAAAAUAUCGUCACUGCAUUGCUAGAAGCUGAUGUCAACAUCCAAUUGGUUUCAAAAUUGAGAGCAAACAUUAAGGCAAAGUUAUUGGAUCAAAACUCUAAUAAUAACAAUCAAACUUCAAAAUCUGGUCAAACUAAAAAAUUAAUACAAAAAACUGUCUUCGAUGAAUUAUGUAAUUUGGUCGAUGGUAACACGGACCAACAACAACAAUUCAUACCAAAGAAACGUAAAACUAAUAUCAUCAUGUUCGUAGGUUUACAAGGUUCCGGUAAAACUACCUCAUGUACUAAAUUGGCCGUUUAUUAUCAAAAGAGAGGUUUUAAAGUAGGUUUAGUCUGUGCUGAUACGUUCCGUGCAGGUGCUUUUGAUCAAUUGAAACAAAACGCUAUAAAAGCCCAUAUCCCCUUUUAUGGUUCUUACACUGAAGCGGAUCCUGUAAGAGUAGCCUCUGAAGGUAUCGCAAAAUUUAAAAAGGAAAAAUUCGAUAUUAUCAUCGUCGAUACUUCUGGUAGACAUCGUCAAGAAGAACAGUUAUUCCAAGAAAUGAUAGAAAUAUCUAAUGAAAUUAAACCAAACCAAACUAUCAUGGUUUUGGAUGCCUCUAUCGGUCAAGCCGCUGAACAACAAUCAAAAGCUUUCAAAGAAUCUUCUGAUUUCGGUGCUAUUAUAUUAACUAAAAUGGACGGUCACGCUAAAGGUGGUGGUGCAAUCUCUGCAGUCGCCGCUACUAAUACCCCAAUCAUCUUCAUCGGUACUGGUGAACAUAUUCAUGAUUUGGAGAAAUUCUCUCCAAAAUCUUUUGUUUCAAAAUUAUUAGGCAUCGGUGAUAUUGAAAGUUUAUUCGAACAAUUGCAAACUGUAUCAAAUAAGGAAGAUACAAAGGCCACUAUGGAGAAUAUCCAACAAGGUAAGUUCACCCUUUUAGAUUUUAAAAAGCAAAUGCAAACAAUAAUGAAAAUGGGUCCUUUAUCAAACAUUACUCAAAUGAUCCCAGGUAUGAAUAAUCUAAUGAAUCAAGUUGGUGAAGAAGAAACUUCUCAGAAAAUGAAAAAAAUGAUUUACGUACUAGAUUCAAUGACAAAAGAAGAAUUAGAAUCUGAUGGUAGAAUUUUUAUAGAUCAACCAACAAGAAUGGUAAGAGUGGCAAAAGGUUCCGGUACUUCUGUCUUCGAAGUUGAAAUGAUUCUAAUGCAACAACAAAUGAUGGCAAGAAUGGCUCAAUCUACUAAAGCUGCAAGUCAACAAGGUGGUAUGCCAGGUAUGCCAGGUAUGCCAGGUAUGCCGGGUAUGCCGGGUAUGGCAGGAAUGCCGGGAAUGCCAAAUAUUCCAGGUAUGCCAAAGGUAACUCCUCAAAUGAUGCAACAAGCUCAACAAAGAUUAAAACAAAAUCCAAAUCUAAUGCAAAAUAUGAUGAACAUGUUUGGCGGCGGUGCUGGUGGUGCUGGUGGCCUCCCAGGCAUGGGUGCUGGCGGUAUGCCAGAUAUGAAUGAAAUGAUGAAAAUGAUGCAAGAUCCACAAAUGCAACAAAUGGCUAAACAAUUUCGGUUUAGGAAUGUUAUUACAAUUUUAGAUCAUAAUUAUAAACAAUCUUAUCAUCUUAUGUAUACUAUAUUAAUAAUAAAUGAAAUUACUUAA
This is a messenger RNA of Vanderwaltozyma polyspora DSM 70294, 1734 nucleotides long. It is a transcript of the gene SRP54, whose product is annotated as RNA-binding signal recognition particle subunit SRP54. The record is from RefSeq and is a predicted model, not a curated record. The coding region runs from base 1 to 1734 and encodes 577 amino acids. Gene Ontology annotation, cellular component: cytosol; signal recognition particle, endoplasmic reticulum targeting. The transcript has a single exon. Gene Ontology annotation, molecular function: endoplasmic reticulum signal sequence receptor activity; 7S RNA binding; ATP hydrolysis activity. Gene Ontology annotation, biological process: SRP-dependent cotranslational protein targeting to membrane; SRP-dependent cotranslational protein targeting to membrane, translocation. Lineage: Eukaryota; Fungi; Ascomycota; Saccharomycetes; Saccharomycetales; Saccharomycetaceae.